Molecule: messenger RNA, 1963 nt
Organism: Rana temporaria (common frog)
Lineage: Eukaryota; Metazoa; Chordata; Amphibia; Anura; Ranidae
Product: cytochrome P450 2G1-like
Exons: 9
Coding region: 252-1718 (488 amino acids)
Biological process (GO): xenobiotic metabolic process
Cellular component (GO): cytoplasm; intracellular membrane-bounded organelle
Molecular function (GO): heme binding; iron ion binding; oxidoreductase activity, acting on paired donors, with incorporation or reduction of molecular oxygen, reduced flavin or flavoprotein as one donor, and incorporation of one atom of oxygen
Source: RefSeq, a predicted model, not a curated record
GGACAGCGGAGAUAAGAUACUGCUAUAUACAAUAACGCCAACGCAAAAUAACAAGCUGUCAAAAAGUAACACAGAAAAUAUCCCAGACUUAGAAUUACAGCACUGUGACGGAUUAAGAGUUAAUAGAGGGUGUGACAACUUGUAGGAAACACUCCUUCCUACUCUCCAGAUUCCUAUAUGUUCUGCUGGUCUGCUGUAUAUAUAUACUUCCUGUAGCCCUGCCUGGCAGUGUGUUGUAUGUGAGCACAGACAUGGCGUGGAGCCUGUACCUCCUUAUAGCUGUACUCAUACUGUUCCUUGUCAGGAAGGUGUUUGGUAGGCAAGGUCGUCUCCCUCCAGGACCCACACCUCUACCUGUCCUGGGAAACCUUCUACAUCUGAAGAGCCGAGAGACACACAAGCCUAUACUAGAGCUCAGUAAGAAAUAUGGACCUGUCUACACGUUGUACAUCGGGCCACAGCCUGCAGUGGUGCUGGUCGGAUACAAGGCUGUGAAGGAAGCUUUAGUUGACCAUGCAGAGAAAUUCAGUGGCAGAGCAGAGGUCCCAAUUGUAGAUCUUACCAGCAAAGGAUAUGGACUUGCCUUUAGCAAUGGUGAACGCUGGAAGGAACUCAGGCGAUUCUCUUUGACCACCUUGCGCAACUUUGGAAUGGGUAAAAGGAGCAUUGAGGAACGUAUACAAGAAGAAGUCCAGCAUCUUUUGGAGUUUUUUCAGGAAACCAAAGGUACUGUCUUCGAUCCAACAUUCUUUAUCCGUCGAUCAGUUUCUAAUGUCAUCUGUUCAGUCAUUUUUGGGAGAAGGUUUGAAUAUACAGAUCCAAAGCUGCAGACACUACUGGACUUGGUGGCCGAGAAUCUCCGGCGGGUGGACAAUAUCUGGGUUCAGAUGUACAAUUUCAUACCUUCCAUCUUGAAAUAUUUUCCUGGACCUCACCAUAAACUCACCGAAAAUUACCAAGCACAGCUGGACUAUGCGGAGGAGAUAGUAAGAGAACAUGAGAAGACUCUAGACCCUUCCUCGCCACGAGACUAUAUUGAUGUGUUCCUACUAAAAAUUCAACAGGAAAGCAAGAAUCCACACACACAAUACAAUCUACCAAAUCUUCUAUCCUGCGCACUGGACAUAUUUUUUGCAGGGCAGGAGACCACCACCAGCACGUUGUCUAGCACGCUGCUCAUCCUUAUGAAGUACCCUCAUAUUAAAGAAAAGAUCCAGGCUGAGAUAGAGACUGUCAUUGGCCGAACCCGUAGGCCAUGUAUGGAGGACCGUACCAAGAUGCCAUAUACUGAGGCUGUAAUGCAUGAGGUCAUGCGGUUUAUUGACUUCUUACCGCUUGGAGCCCCUCAUUCUGUGACGGAGGACACUGUCUUCAGAGGAUAUCAUCUGCCCAAGGGGACCAUCGUCUUCACAGUUCUGCACUCUGUGCUGUAUGAUGCCUCAUUCUUUGAAAGGCCCCAGGAGUUUUAUCCUGAACAUUUUCUAGACCAGCAAGGAUUGUUCAAAAAAAAUGAAGCCUUCAUUGCAUUCUCUACAGGAAAGAGGGCUUGUCCUGGAGAAGGCCUAGCACGUAUGGAGCUUUUUCUCUACCUCACAUCCAUCCUUCAGAAAUUUGAUAUCCGCUCUGAAAAAUCCCCUGAUGAGAUCGAUCUCUCGCCAGAAUACAGUGGACUUGGAAAAAUGGCUCCCAGAUUUAAGAUGACAUUUGUCCCCUAUUAGAUUCCAUUAUAGCAUAUAUUUCACCAAACAUAAUAAUGACUUUAGAGAACCUCAAAUCCAUUUGCCAUGACUUCAUUUUUAAAUAAUUUGCAAUAUUUGAAUUCACUUUUUUUUGUAUUAAAUAACAUUUUGUAGAUAGAUCUGUCUGCACGUUAAGGUGUCGCUAGAUGCUGCUUCAUCCCUUGCAAGUGAGAUGCACUGCUCUCCAGCCCUUUGCAAAUAAACUGCCUCCAACUACAGCCAAA